UCACACGUGGUUUUGUUACAUACUGUAUACAUUUAGCAUAAAUUUUCGUAAUACCUUUUCACACUCUUAAAAAAAAGCAUAAGUUAUUUAUACAAAGAAUAUUAAUUUUUAUAAGGCAAAGAAAACCAGACUUGUAAUCGGAGAAUUAAAUUGCGUGUAUAGAGGGAUAAUCCAUGCCAUUAACCAAAGAAAUGACUGAAUUAGUUUAAAAAACAAAAUAAAACAACACUCCAUACAUUUCGGCGAUCAAAAACAACACUCUCUCUUUUCUCUCUCCUCCUACCUGUUAGCUGUUACAGUUCAAUUCACCUCUUCAAUGGAGAAAUCACACAAUCAACGAUCAUCGCCGCCGUCAAAACAACCCUUCACCACCACCACCACCACCACCUUCGCAAAAACCUCUGCAUCAAUGGAUGCCAAGCAAAUCAUCGACAUCUUACCUUCUUACAUCUCUCUCUACAAAAACUCCUCUUCUAACCCGACCCGAAACCCAAACCCGAACCCAGAAAAAUCCGCCAUUUUGAAAUGGUUUUCUGCUCUCUCUCCUCCCCAAAGACUGGCCCACCUCACCAUUGUUGACCCCACUUUCACUCAGCUUCUUCUCCGCAUGCGUUCCCACCUCUUUCUCUCUCCUCACGUGACCUUCUUCCUCCUCCCUGACCUUCCUUCAGAGGAUUCUCAACCCACCAUUUGUACUCGCCGAUCUCGUGGGUUACUCGCUCGAGUGGCAGAUUCGAAUGAGUCGAGUCGUUUGCUUCGAUCUUCGAUUCUCCUGUUUUCCUCUUCUGAGUGUUCUGGGGUUUCUUCGGGUGCUGAAACCCUCGACACGGUGACGUUUCGUGAGGGGUUUGUUGAGGAAUUUGAUCAGUUUGUUCGGGUUAUGGACCGGGUUUCGGACUCGGGUUUUUUAAAUGGGUCGAAUUCGGAUUGGGUUGAGUUGGGGAAUGAGUGGCCUGAGUUGGGGUGGUUGAAGGGUAAAGGGUAUUAUAGUCUCGAGGCGUUCGUGGCGAAUCGGGUUGAGGUGGCGUUGAGGUUGGCGUGGGUGAAUGGUAGUGGUGGGAAGAAGAGAGGGAUGAAGUUGAAAGAGAAGGCUAACAAUGCUGUUGGAUUGGGGGUAAAUGCGUAUUGGAGGAAGAAAGGGUGUGUUGAUUGGUGGGAGAAGUUGGAUGAUGGUAUGAAAAGGAAAGUGUUUCGGAUGGUUUUGGGGAAGACCGCGAAAUCUAUGACGGGUGAAAUCUUAAAAGGCGCUGAUGGGAGCAUGGAGAACGGAUUGUGGAAUUUCGGUUUAGCGGAGGAGCAAUCUGUGAGAUACAGAGAUCAAAAUGCACCCACUACAGAGCAUUUACAAAGACGAGCAGAAUUAGGCUUGACAUCUGAUCUAGUUUCACCUUCUUCCAGGCCACCUACCAUAUUAAGGCAUGUUGUGAACCGGUUGUUUGUGCUUCAGGUUAUAAUUGAAAUGGCACUAACUUGCCCUCAUGAUAACUUUAAUAAGGAGAAGAUCUUUUUCAGCUCUUUGGAAUCUGUAAAUAUGAUUGCAGAUGGCAUAUUGAGCAAAUUGAGAGGAUUACUUAUGGCUGUUUCACUUGAUUACAUUAAAUUUGAACUAAUGGAUGAGGAGAAUCAUUAUAUUGUGGCAAACAAAUCAAAGGAGAAGCAGGGUGGAACUCAACGUAAGAAGAAGGGGAAGAAUCGUAAUUCUAAAAAGAUUAAUCCAGCUAUAAGGAAUUGCGAUAAUGCCUUUGUACUUGACAAGACUCAUGAGGUAAAGGACCAGACGUCGGCUCCUGAGAGGUCACAAACUUCUCCCGUAAAGAAGGGAAAACAAAAUAAAAAGAAGUUGCGUGGGAAGCCGGAUGCUUCAAGUAAAGUCCUCAACACUUCAGCUGAAACACAGACUGCUUUCUCUUCCUGUACCACCACAGAAUGUGAGAAAGAACAUAUCUCUACAGAUAACGCUGCUGGUAUGAAAAAGUUGUCAAAUGACACUUCUAUUAGUUGUCUGAAUGGUCAGCAGAAUUUAGCUCCUUGCUAUGGAAAGGCUGGAUGUACAGAGGUCAAUCUGUGUAGCUCUGAACGAGGUGAUAUAACAUCUUCUGUGGGAGACCAACAUAGUCCCAGGAUUGACUGUCACUUACUUUCGAAUAAGCUGAAGAAUGCUGUAGUUCCCAACAUGGAAACUGAUCAUCAUUUAGCGGAAUCUGAUAUGAGUCCUGUUGAAUUGACGACAGAGUUUCAAAGUGUUCAUGAAGCUAAUUCUGAUGGAGACCCUGUUACAGUGGCUGCAGCAGAGUAUCAGAAUAAUCAAAUUGCUCAAAAAGACGAUGAUGGUCAUGAGGACCAUGCUUCCUGCAGCACAAAUGCCAUGUCAUCGUGUGGAAAAACCGUGGAUGAUAAAAGUAAAACAAACCUGAUCCGUGAACAAGAUAACCAGAGUUGGUAUAAUGGUGAAGCUGUAAUUCCUGCAUAUUAUCCCUCAUAUGAAUGGCCUACUGUGGCCCCUAAUCGUUUGGCUGGCUUCGAUUCACAUCAUCUUCCACCUGCUACAGACAGAUUGCAUUUGGAAGUUGGUCACAACUGGCAAAAUCAUUUUCAACAUUCUUUCAUACGACAGAUGCAUCAGACAAGUUCUAAUAUUGGAGGACAGAUGGGUAGGAUUAUGCCACAACCAUUACCAGCUAGUUUAGAUUGGUCCCCUGUUGUACAGACUUGUAAUUAUGAUUCUCCAUUUAUUUCAAGGCGUCAAACUGGAAAACAACAAAGCUUUGCUGCCCAAAGUCCCCAUAAAGGUGCUUUAAGUAGUGAAGAAGAAAGAAAAUACUUUGCAGAUUACUUUGACUUCUCUGAACCACCUAGCGCACAAGAGUUAGCUGAUGAAUAUGAUAGCCAUUGGGUAUCAGAAGAAGAAUAUGAAGUCCAUGCUGUCUCUGGCAAAGACUACAAUCAGUUCUUUGGUGGCGGCGUCAUGUAUUGGAAUCCUUCUGAUUAUCGGGGAGCUAGUUUCUCUCGCCCUCCUUCACUUAGUUCUGAUGACAGUUCAUGGGCUUGGCGUGAAGCUGACAUGAAUAGGACUGUUGAUGACAUGGUUGCAUUUUCAUCAUCUUAUAGUACAAAUGGACUAAACUCCCCAUCUGCUGCUCCUUUUUGCUCUCCUUUCGAGUCUUUGCCUCCAGGACAUCAACCAAUCGGCUAUGUUAGGUCCGGGAAUGAAGGGAAAAUGGUUCAUAGCUCUUCAACAAUGACAGACUUGGAGUUGGAAGAUAAAAUUCCAGGAUCUUUGGCCAGUAUAUCUGGUGAUUGUGAUGCCAAAUCUGGAGAUUCGCUUCCUUACCCAAUUCUCCGGCCUAUAAUAAUUCCAAGUAUAUCAAGGGAAAGGUCAAGAUCCGAGUUCAAGUGUAAUCGUGAAUUAAGAAGUCCUCGCGUUCCUCCAAACAGGUGUGAACAUCCUCGAAUUAAACGCCCACCUUCACCUGUAGUGCUUUGUGUUCCACGUGCUCCCCGUCUUCCUCCACCUUCUCCUGUAGGAGACUCCAGAAAACAUAGAGGCUUUCCAACUGUUAGGUCUGGUAGUUCCAGCCCGAGGCACCUGGGUGUAAGAGGAUGGUUUCAUGAUGGGACUAACGUUGAAGAAGCUUGUGUACGUGUUGAUGGUGCUGAAGUAAUGUGGCCAUCUUGGAAAAAUAAGAACUUUGCUGCUCGGAAAAUGGUUCAGCCUUUGCCGGGAGCAAUACUGCAAGAUCGCUUAAUUGCAAUCUCCCAGUUAACUCAUGAUCAAGAACAUCCAGAUGUUGCUCUUCCCCUGCAACCACCUGAGUUUGUAAAUUGCUCAAAACAGAAGGCGUCUCUCCCGUUGAUGCACAAUCUUCUUCAUGAAGAAAUUGACUACUUUUGUAAGCAGGUUGCUACCGGGAAUUUAAUUAGGAGACCUUAUGUUAAUUGGGCGGUGAAGCGGGUGACACGUUCGCUCCAAGUUCUCUGGCCUCGUUCCAGGACCAAUAUAUUUGGUUCCAAUGCCACUGGCUUGUCCCUUCCGACAAGUGAUGUGGAUCUUGUGGUUUGUCUUCCUCCAGUGAGAAACUUGGAGCCUAUUAAGGAAGCUGGAAUCUUAGAAGGUCGUAAUAGCAUAAAGGAAACAUGUCUACAACAUGCUGCUCGAUACCUGGGAAAUCAGGAAUGGGUAAAAGCAGAUUCUUUGAAGACCGUGGAGAAUACAGCGAUCCCCAUUAUCAUGCUAGUAGUGGAUGUUCCACAUGAUUUUGUUACUGCAACUGCUGCGCCUACUGUGCACAUUUCCUUAAGGGGUCAAAAUAAGCUGAAUGAUGGACGAUCUGUUGAUAAAAAUGAUAAUAUUGGCUCAGACAGUGCUCCUCAACCGACUCACUCAAAAGUUAUCAACUGUGACAAAGAUUGUAUAUCAGUUCGUCUAGACAUUAGUUUUAAGUCACCCUCACAUACAGGGCUGCAAACAACUGAAUUGGUUAAACAGCUUACUGACCAGUUUUCUGCUGCCAUUCCCCUGGCUUUGGUACUAAAGCAAUUUUUAGCAGACCGUAGCCUUGAUCAAUCGUACUCGGGAGGCUUGAGUUCAUACUGUUUGGUUUUGCUGAUUACACGUUUUCUUCAGCAUGAGCAUCAUCAUUGCCGGCCUAUUAACCAAAACCUUGGGAGUCUUUUCAUGGAUUUUCUUUACUUCUUUGGGAAUGUGUUUGAUCCUCGACAAAUGCGUGUCUCAAUACAAGGGAGUGGGUUAUAUAUAAACAGAGAAAGAGGAUGCAGCAUUGAUCCAAUCUACAUCGAUGAUCCUUUGUUUCCAACAAAUAACGUGGGGAAGAAUUGCUUCCGGAUUCAUCAGUGUAUCAAGGCAUUUGCAGAUGCUUACGCUACUUUGGAAAAUGAGCUAACCUGUCUUUUAGCUGAGGGUGAUGCAAACACAACACAGCAGUACCGACUGCUUCCAAAGGUCAUCCCAAGUAUAAGUCUUCCAUAGUGGUCCAUCUCAUGUGUUGUGAUGAGCUGAUGACUGUGGCACCCACCUCUACUCCAAUUCUAUUGUUUCCCUCCAGUGCUUGGUUGAGGUGUUUUGCUUUGAUAACUGGAAAGACUGAUUAUUGGAGUUGGCUUAACCAGGACCCAAGAUGUUUCAUGGCAAGAUGCUUCAUGCUUGGUCAUUCAUUGCACUUAGAAUGGUACUGCAAAACAUGGGCACAUGUCCUUUAUCUCUGAUUUCAAUGGUCGGAGGCUUGUUGCUUAUUAAGUUGGAGUUUGUCAAGUAUAUGCAAUGUUGAAGGUGAAUAUGCUGCGAGCUGAUGGAUGCUUCACCUGCUUGGAUAUAUCCUUAGACCUUGUAUUAUGCAUGGUCCUCCUGUUGUCACUUGUCAGUAGAGCUUGCAGAGCUCACCUCUGAAUACAGAAAACUUAAGUUGACGAGAAGAGAGUGCUAUGCUGUAACCACUUCUGGUCGAAGUUAACUUGAGUUAGAUAUCUGAUUGACUUAGUUUGAGAGACGGGAUACUUUCUUGGCUGUUUAAAAAUAGAUUUGGGUAAGGGAACAAGAUCUAUUGAUCAAAUCUCCGAACUACUUGACUUCAUUCUUCACCAAAUAUUGUCAUUUUAUCGAAAAAAGAGGCCACUGAGCCACUCAAACUGAUCUUUUAACCUAGAGGUGGCAAUAUGUUUGUUUGGGAGACCCUUAUUAUAGAUUGCAAUGAGUGGUUUUUGGAAGAGAAUUGGAUAUACUUAAACCAAUCAGAGAGUGAAGUUCAUGAGUUAUGCUGAUGGAAAACUGCAUUGAUUUCAUGGUGGGAAUCUGUGUGGAAAAGUUUCGUAUAUUUAUGUGAUCCUUGUGGGCCAUUCAGCCCCUCAAUUGGUUACUGGUCGAGGGUUUGGCGUGUUCGGGAUCUGUGUAUGUACGGAUUCUAUGAUCUGCCGAUGAAGCUACUUGCAAUGUCAUCACUGACACUUAGAGAGGUGGUCUUUUCACAAGCGGCCGUCUUGACAGGUAUGCUGCUAAGCUCUGCUUUUCUUAUCAAGGAUACAAAUUCAAGAUCUGAUCCCUCCAUUCAUUCAAUAAAAAUUCUCUUUGAAGAACAGUUCUGUCCUUGAAAUAUGUGGUCAUGAAUCAUGAUAAAGUGAAGAUGAUAGUGCAUUGUCCUCGUAAAGUCGUAAAGAAAAAGUCGAGAAUUUUAGCAAAAUUUUAUAGUCAUACUGAUUUAUGAAGCCAUUAUUGUAAACCUUACUGCUCUUUUGUGUAUUCUUACAGUUUUUAAACUGAAACUUAAUCCUCAAUCGAAUUUUGUAUUCAGUCGUAUUGAAAAUAUAAAGAGUAGGUUAAUUUUUAUUUUUUUUA
Molecule: messenger RNA, 6346 nt
Organism: Chenopodium quinoa (quinoa)
Lineage: Eukaryota; Viridiplantae; Streptophyta; Magnoliopsida; Caryophyllales; Amaranthaceae
Exons: 19
Coding region: 317-4987 (1556 amino acids)
Biological process (GO): RNA 3'-end processing
Cellular component (GO): TRAMP complex; nucleolus
Molecular function (GO): mRNA binding; poly(A) RNA polymerase activity
Source: RefSeq, a predicted model, not a curated record